AUGGUGACCACAUCGCCCAGGCUCCCGCUGGAUGGCUCUGAGUGCCUGGACGCCGCCAGGAGCCAGGGGUUGCGCCAGCCUCCCGCGCCACCUUUGCUGGUCAAGGAGGCUGGGGACAUCUCCUGCUGCCUCUCCAGGGAUAGAUCUGUGGACUUGGGGAUGGACUCCAGGACCCCGGCUAACGCUGAUGAAGCGGUGGAGGCUGCACGCCAAGCCUCCGAGAGAGCUCGCCGCACCCGGCUACGAGCUUCACGCCCGCGCACAAAGACAGUGUCAGCGGCGGAACCACUCGCUCGAUCAAGGGCGCAGCGACAAGCGCGCGAGCAACAUGCUGACAGUCUUCCAACACCGCAAAGCUCGCUUACCCCACUGAGCAGCAGCAUUUUGGACGACAUGCGUACAAGCUUCAAAGAUCCAGACUGUGCCUCGGACGGUACCACUCCAUCAACUUCACAUGUGGGAUCUCUGCAGAACAGGCCAGUGGCACUGCCGCCACCACCUCCAGACCAUGACGCUGGAUCGAGUCCGGCCGAUGAUGCUUGGUCGUGGAAGUCAAUUCCCGCGGGCGGAUCCGCUUGCAUCACUCCUGCUGGAACUGGAACGAUGAUGGAUUCCCAGACGCCAAUACACACCGAGGUCUCUGAGGCAAGCAUGCGCUGGCAACCUCCGAUCUGCAAUAUCUUACCACCGCUGCCACCUGUGUCCUGCGAAUUGCGGUUUUGGAUUGAGGCCAUGGAGGCUGCGCAGAAGGGAGACUUGCUGCAAGAUGCUGCCAGGUUCUUUGACCCCCGCAUGCCAACCAAGCCGCGUCGCUCAGCUCACAACGCUUCCAAGGACCCGAAGGCGGAGGUUGAUGCUGAAGUCAGCUCCUUGCGCCAGCAAAUGCAGGCUAUUUGUCAGGACCGGGACGCGGCCCGCAGCGAACUGGCGCAACUCCAGGCCGACCACAGGCGACUCCAGGAGUCGGCGGAGGAGCUCCGCCAGAAGCAGCAAGAACUGGAAGUCCAAAGGAAGGAUCCUGGAUUUGUCCUUUGUCCGUUUUGUGCAUGCGGGUAUGUCCCUCGUGGUGGGACGGUCAAAACGCAAUGCUUUGACUUCUGA
Symbiodinium natans is the source of this 1101-nucleotide messenger RNA. The record is from the annotation of a GenBank genome assembly. Lineage: Eukaryota; Dinophyceae; Suessiales; Symbiodiniaceae.